CAACGAGACUCAGGGAAGAGAACCCCUUCAUCCCUUCUUCCAAUAUGUCAGAGAGAAAAACUGCCCAAGACCUCGCGACAACGAUAAACUGAGAAGAACUCACUGUCUUCGUUUUUACUUUCUUGUUCUACUUUUUCCAUCCUCGUCUUUGUCUUCUCCACCAUUUCCUCCAUGGAUCCCAGUAAAACUGAGGACGAUCUCUUUCUGAAUCAUCAUCCCCAUGAUCUGGAUCCUUCUUCCUCUAUUCUUUCUCACCAAAACCACAUUCACCCUUCCGACGACCCUUCUUUUUCUCUUCCUGAAAUCGUUCUCUUUCGCUCAUCUUGCUCUGAGUCUCCGAGUCAUUCCUCCCCUGACUCUCCCACUCACUCACCGAGUCGUGUUCCGGGCUCUUCUUCUCCUAAAAACCCAUCUCACCAACCCCUCUUUAUCAGUCCAGAACCCCAUAUCUCCUCCCAAUUUUACACCUUCAAUCCUGAGUCACAUGCCCUUAUGAUCCGCUGUAUCCUCGAGCACCGGCUCGCCACUCCCGCGGAGAUCCGUAGUGCCACCCCUCGAGCCGUCCUCAAGUCAUGGCGUGCCGUGUGGAAGGAUCGAAAUGAGGAGACGGCGUACUUGACGGCUUGGAAGCGCAUUCAAGACAAGCUCACGGCUCAUGUUGAUGAGAACGGUAAUGAAUUUCUAUGUUUCAAGAACAAUUCUCAGCAAUUCGUUUCACACAUUAAUCAAUGGCAAGACAUAGUUAUGAGUUUUCAUGGCGAUACCGAUUUAAAACACUUGGGACUUAAGGAAACCAUAGAGAGAAUUAAGCAAGUUUGGACCGUAGGUGCCAAAUUUUAUGGAAUUCCUGAAAGUUACAUUAGGGUUUGUGUUGCUGCAUGCCCGGUGUGUUCUGCAGCUUCAUCUGGAUCUGGAGCGAGAAGUAAGCGAAGGAGGUUUGAGUAUACUGAAUCUUUUGAUGUGCCCGCUAAAGAGGUUCCUGAUAAACUUCAACAGUUGGCUGUGAAGCAUAAGGUGGUGCUUUGCAUACGGCAGAAGUAUAUUAGGUAUAAGCCUUUCAUGGCUGAGGUAAAGGAUUACGCUUGUCAUAGAGCAGGAGAGCCAGCUGCCAAGAAAUCAAAGCUUCUGAAAAGGGAACCAUAUGCUUCAAAGCGCUGUGGGUGUGGGUUUCGUAUAAGGGCUAUCGUGCCCAUUGCAAAUUAUAAUGAGAAAGAUAAGACUUUUGUGUAUCAAGAAGAGGGGAAGGCAGUGUUUAAGCUGUAUGCAGUGCAUUCUGGGCAUGAGCCAGGGCCAUUGGAUGGUAAUGCCAGGAUUAUGCAUCGGGUUGUUGGCCAUAAAGGAGGCUAUCAUAUGGAUCAAGAGACAGUAUUUGGGGUGAGAGAUGACAUGGAAAAUGAUGCUUUUGGGUUGAUAGGGAAGGAUAAAGGAGAUUUGCGUUAUUCUGUUUUGCAGCAGGUGCAGGAAUUGAAAGCUGAAGUUGGGAUGUUGGAAGGGAAAGUUUCGAAAGUCCCACAUGAGUUAUUGGGUUUGGUCUCUCAAGAAUUGUUUGAUGUUGUGAACAGAAUUAGAAAUCUAGGUGUGGGUUUGAAGCCAAUUGGAUUGCUUUCUGACAAAGAACAUACAGAUGAUGUUUUGGUUGGCGAUAAUGAUUUGACAAAUUGGAAUCAUCAUCAUCAUGAAAGGAUUUAUGGGGAUGGCAAAGAUACAGAAUUGAUUGAGGAUGAUGAAGACAGUUUUGGCCGCACUCUAGGAGAAGUUAUAUCUUGGGACCAGAUGAGGACAGAUUGUAGAAGUCAGAAAGAUCUAAUGAGUGAACCUUGUAAGCCUGAAAAGUGGUUGAAAUGCAGUGAUUUUGAUGAAAAGAGCAUGCUUGAUUGUGAGGAAACUAAACUAACCAAGCCUGUCCAACAUGAUGAGGCUAUUGUGUCUGAUGUUGGUCUUGGCUGUAUACAGGUUGAUAGUUUCUACCCAGAACAUUCUAAGUGGUAUGAUUCUCCAUGUAGUUUGGAUCCUGGUGCAGAUUGUGGGGAUAGUGGAUUCCGUCAUGAGGAGAUUUUGUAGAGCCUUCAACAUCUGAAGUUCAUCCACUCUAACUUAGUAAUCAAUUUAUGUUGUGCCUAUUUCCCCUUCAAACAGAUGAAAGUGGGAUUGUACAUUUAUGUAUACGGAAGGUUGGAGCUGUAUGCCUGGAAGUUUAGGUGUAUUUACUGCCUGUGGUCCUGUAAAGUAUAACCAACCAUGCUUCUCUUGCAUAUAUCUUCAUUAUGACUAAAUUUGUUAACCAAGAUCUUGGUCUUCAGAGUUUCUAGCCUGGUCCUUUGUAUAAUGAACAUCAGUGUUUUCUGUAAUUCAUUUUGAAACUCAGAGAUUCUUGUAUGUAUUAAUGAGCAGCCAUUGGCUUUUUAUCCCUACAUUCAUGUAUUGCAUGAAUGUCUUAUGUGGCGUGUAUCUAGGAUCCUCACUAUUCAUUUGGAAUACGUAUUUCAACUUUUUAUUAUAUGUACAGAGAUGUUUUGAGUCCACUCAGGCCUGCAUCCCUUUUAAAGGAAUGUGAUCCUCAAGGAUUUUGGUAUUUGAUCAUCAUUUUCUUCCAGUUAUUUUAUUACUAUGAAUAUAAGUGGUCUGCACUCUACAAUAUGCCAUCUUCCAGUUAUUCGAUCAUCAAUUUGCUGUAUCUGUAGUAACAUGCGUAGCUGCUUGUAGUUGUUCAUGCUGACAAUUGCUCUUGUAUUGAUUUGUAUAUACUUGAUUAGAAUUUUCUGGCUUAGGAUAUGUCUUUUAAUGGAUUUUGGUGAACUUUUAUGCUGAAAACAAGAUGGAGCGUUUGUUAUAGUUUGGAAGACUCUUUGUUGUUCUUCAACUCGUUUGCUGUGAUGUGUUUAUACCAAAGAGAUCUUGAACUGAACUUUAAUAUCUUCUCUAGAUGAAACUGAUAAUGGCAAAGGUAUAUUUGCAGUUUAUGUUUGAAGGCCAGUUGACAGCUUUUUCUAGUGGUUUAGUGUGAGAGUGUAUACAAACAGAAUUUCAGAAUUAAGAGAAAAGGAAAACUCAGCUCUAAUCUUAUACAGGCAUUUGAAGCAUUGGUGCAGAAUUUUGAUAUAGGAUUGACUUUCUCUGGAUCUAAAGCUUCCCUAUGGAUUUCUUCCUUGAUUGAAGGCUGGAAAGCAUUUUUAUCUUCUAAGAUAAUUGCUUUUAAUUUGUAUAUUGCUGUGUUUUUGGUCUAAUGUUGUUAAAGGCACAGAACAGCCUCAUCACCUCUUGUGUGAAGAGCUGAUGGGUUCACUUAGGUGCAUUUCUCAAGUAAAAGGCGCGUGCCUUUUGGCGCCUGGUUGCAAUAUCCCAUAGAAAAGUAGGGAAGGUGCCAAUUUCUAACUUUUGAGGUUGAUGUAGAGAAAGGAUUUGGCCAAUGAAGCUUCUGUCAACAUGUCGAUGUGUGAAUUUGUCAAAGUGGACUCUAGGUGGCCUGCCGGUCGCUGACUUGUUCAUCGUGAAGAGACGAAGUUACGAUCACAAAAUACAAAAAUGGUAACAAGAUACAUGUGACCUGUGUGGAAGCUGUCUGAAUAAUUUACCCUUUUACUCGUUUUCUUUAUGUGUGUGUGUGUGGCUGUGUUAAGAGUUGUGCAUUGUUUUCUAUCUGACCUGCAUUAGUUAACCAUUUGGUGAUUGGUUGUUCAUGAAGACUAUUUCUCUGCCUGAACCAUACCUAUAUAGAGCCUGUGGCAGUUAUGAUUCAAAGAAGAUUUAUACCUUUUUUUUUUUAUGAACCCAGUGGAAAAAUUUGAGAAA
Messenger RNA from Prosopis cineraria, 3789 nucleotides. RefSeq lists its product as uncharacterized. The transcript has 4 exons. The record is from RefSeq and is a predicted model, not a curated record. Bases 172 to 2061 code for a protein of 629 amino acids. Lineage: Eukaryota; Viridiplantae; Streptophyta; Magnoliopsida; Fabales; Fabaceae.